UGUUCCUUGUCUUCCGGUAUUGUUGGGGCGCAUAGCUGCCGUGACGAUUUUGUACGAUAUAGAGCGUGUGCACUCAUCAUUGUUAUUAUUUCUAUUGUGUUCGCACACAGUCUUGGCCGGACCGCUGUCCAUAGUCCCUCAUUGUUCACACAAUGUUUCUUUAGGUGUGGAUCACCGUACCUUUAGAUCAAUUUUCAUAGGCACCAUUGCUGAUCACUAUUGCUCAGCAAAUACAUUCACAACUCUAACAAUCGUUCCUGUCGAUUCAUCUGUUAGUCAAACCUUUUUUUCGUGUUCAAAGUCGCUAAUUAUGCACGCUAAACCAUGUCGUUUAUUGUUGAGUAUGUCUGAUUUGUAGGUAACUAAUUGAUAAACUUUAUUUUACAUACCUACACUUUUUAUAAUAUGUAAAUGGUAUAACGGUAUCGUAUGAGUCUGGCUCUAGAUAUGGAUAAUGAUCAAUAUUUCUCUCCAUUAUGACUACCAAGAAUGAAAAUUCAAUAAACUGUAAUAAUUCUCAAAAUGAAGCCAAAGGACAGCAGAAUAGUGAUAAAAAUACUGUAAAGAAAAUUCCAAAAAUGGAUUUAAAUAAGUCUGAUUUAUUAAAGCUUUUAAGCUAUUUAGAGGGCGAACUUCAAGCAAGAGAUAUUGUUAUUGCAACUUUAAAGUGUGAAAAAGUAAAAUGUAUGCUAAAAAACAGAGGUAGUGAUCAUGUUAUCAAAGAUCCAUUAGCAGCAUUACAACGCGAUUGCUUUGCUACCUUUGAAACAAAUAAUGAUAGUCUUUCAUAUCAACAAUUAGGAUCGCUUGAAAAUCUUGUAUUACAGCAAAGAAGAACUCAUUUAAGAAUAGCCAAUGUCUUAAAAGAUAACCAAGUUAUGCAUCGAAAGAUAUUGGAUCUAGAGCGAUUAAAAAAACAACAGUUACAAUUUGAAUACAAAAAGUUGCACAAUACUUAUGAAGAGGAACGAUUAAAACAUAAACAAAUCGUAUUUUUUUUACUAGCUGAAAGAAAAAAAAUUGUAAUGAAAUAUAUUGAAGAAAGAAAACGUUCUGAAGAUCUUGGACAGAUAUUAAGUGAAGAAAAAAGUAAAAUUGAUUCAAUGGCCGAAGGGUUGGAAGAAGAAAGUAAAAAGUCAUUACAGAUGGAAGCAGAAUUAGAAAAACAAAUGGCAUUAUUUGAUACAGAAAGCAAAAAAAUGAUGGCAGCUUUAAGCUCAGAAGAAAAAAAAACAAGUGCUUUAGAAGCAGAAUUAACAAAAUGUCGAAAUGAAAUUGUUUCAUUAGAAAAAGAACUAAGUGAAGCACUUCAUAAUAAUUUGAUGGAGCUUUCCAAUAGAUCUUCAGGUGUUAGAAUUAUGUCUUCCCCUAGUGAUCCAAUUACAAGUAGCGUUGCAAAAGUGGUUCAACCUACAGCAACUGCAUCUAGUGUUCGAGUUUCUGGUCCAAUGACUGGAAUUGCUCGAUCUGUAAACCCUGGUCAAAGUUUGCGUUGUUUGAAACCAAUUAGUGGUAAAACUAAUGAUACACAGGUUGAUAAACCUCAAGACGAAGAAGAUUGUUCUACACCUUUAGACACCAUUAAAAAACACCCCAUUUCUUUUGGUCGUACUAUGCAAUCGGAAUCUGGAUCAACUAGUACAGUCAAAAAAUCAUUGUUUGGUAUUCAACGUAACAUGUCGGUUCCUAAUUCAGCCGAAAGUAAUGUUACUGGAUUACUUAAGAAACAGAUGACAGCUGUGGGACGUGGGACACCACCUCCAGUACCUCCUAAUAAGCCUAUUAUACCACCAAAAAAGGAUCUAAUAUCAUUCAUUAAAAAGACAUCAGUUGCUGAUAGUGCUGCUUCUACUGCUGAUAAAGAUCAAAAAGACUCUCAAUUAAGGCAUAAUAAUGUGUCGUCUAAUGAGAUUGUUUCUGUAGAUAAGCCAGAUGAAACGGUAAAAAAUUAGACUUCAAGAAUUGAUAACAUUAUCAACCCAGCGAGUUAAACCUCCAUAUUUUUAUAUAUGUAUUCGCUUGACAAGACUUAAAUUGUAUUCUCAAAAUAGAUAAGUAGUAAAUUUUAGUGAAUAAUAGUAAGUAUAUAUUAAUCAUAUUUACUGGUAAAGACUUCAUAUUGAAUGUAAAAAAUG
Molecule: messenger RNA, 2135 nt
Organism: Melanaphis sacchari
Lineage: Eukaryota; Metazoa; Arthropoda; Insecta; Hemiptera; Aphididae
Gene: Naus
Exons: 10
Coding region: 477-1952 (491 amino acids)
Source: RefSeq, a predicted model, not a curated record